This is a messenger RNA of Symbiodinium sp. CCMP2592, 2055 nucleotides long. The record is from the annotation of a GenBank genome assembly. Lineage: Eukaryota; Dinophyceae; Suessiales; Symbiodiniaceae.
AUGCCAGUGCGCAGCUAUGCCGACUGGAGGAAGAUUGCAGAUCUGGCGAAGGAGGUCUUGUCGCUCUUGGAGGAGGAAUGGCCAGAGGUGAUUGCCUGGUUGGUGGUGGGCUCCGGCCCUGCCUGGGUGCUGUACGUUGUCGUCGUGCGAAGGCCUCGGAGCAGUGCAGCAGCAGCUGUCGCUUGGGCGACGUGGCUUGCUGUGCAGGUUUCUGCCCAGGGCUCUGGUGCCCUGGAUGUGACAAGGAAGCGGGCGCUUGCGGCACUCCAGGCUACGCAUGAGGUUGCGCAGAAGUCUGUUGUGAUGGUGGAGGCAUGGAUCAUUGUCUUUCUUCCGUUUGUUGCUGAUCUGUGGAGGCAUUCUCGCAGUGCCUGGAAUGCUCUCAGCUUGCCAGCACGGCUUGUACUAGUCGGCGUCCCGGUGGGCCUGUACCUGACAGCCUUGGUUGUUAGGAGGAUUAUCAGAGCUUGCCGCCGAAGAAAGGAAGGUCUGCGCCAAGCAGUCAAGUCUUUUCUUUUCCACGGCUCCUUUGUCUUGGCAUGCCCCCUGCUUUGGUUCUCUACAGGACGUGUCUCUAUCUGGUGGUUGAACGUCUUGCUGUCGAAUGUGCUCACAACAGUGCCUACCCUAGGUUCGCUUGUUGCCCUGGGCUGGCAGCCACUCUUCGACCCAGUGGCUGGCAAAGUCGCGGGUGUGCAGGAUAUUCAGGGGCAACCUGCGCUGCCCUGGAGAGCUCUUGGCGAUACCAACAGCAUGGGAACCGUGGAGGCCGCUUCAACUGGAAUGCGGCCGCGAAGACGAAGCCAUAGGAGGGCUGCCGUCGACACGCCUACCGCUAGACCAGUAGCCCAGCCGAGUUCGCUUCGGCUGUGGCUUUCUUACUGGGCUUCCUGGCCCCUCCUUCAGCUCCUUGAGCAAGGAUUGCCUGCCCUGCUGGAGCUACAAGUUCUCGGUGUCAAGCAGGUGCAGGAACUGCAAUCGCAGUCGAAGAGAGUUCUCAUAGUGUAUGUGCUCUGGCUUCUGGUGUGGAAGGGAAGCCGUGCUCAGCUCGCUGUCCUGCGAUUCACACUUGGCCGAUGCCGGUUGCUAGAGAUCCUUCCGGGCCUCCUGGGAGUUCACGGACUUCAGAUUCUGAGCAUGCUGCGAGGUGGAACCGAGGGGAUGCCAGUGCCAUCCACAGCUAACAUGUUCCUGGCGUUUCAAUCCAUCUUCAGGCGUGGCUGGCGUAUGUUGGCAGCCGCCACCGCGGCCCUCGCAUUGCUGGCGGCAUCAGUAGUUCUGUUCUACCGGCUUGUCAGCGUCACCAACAGAGCUCUUACAGCGCUAAUCUGGGUCUUUGCCGCAAUGGAUACCGCCGACACCUUGGCUGCCGAUGCCGGCGAGAUUUUGCUGGCAAGGAAGCUCGCAUUUUGGGCCGUGGCUAUGCUGUGGUCUGCGCUGGUGCAGCUCCCCUUUGUUGGAGUUGGGCUCAGGCUGUUUACCCCCGUCGUCUUUGCCUUGCUCAUGGUGGCAAGUGAGACCAUCUUGCGACGAGUAGUGCAGCCUCUGCUGGAGCUUCUGACAGCACGUUUGCGCCGGCUCCUGUCGCUCGUGGGGCGGAGGAUGUUUGGGAUGACAACUGCGCUGCGAAGCUUGCCGAUGUGGCUGCUCAAGUUCUUGUCUUCCAAAGCUUCCAGGCGCACCACGGCGAACGCCUCCGCUGCACAUGAUGCUGGUGUGCAGCAACAGCUGCCUGACCUCCAGGCUCCUGGCCAAGGCGGCCAAGGCGAGAGCGGUGUGACAGCGAUCCUAGAGCCCUCCAACUCCAGAAGGACGAGCGUGGUAAGCUGCUCUUCCCAGGCCCCAAGCGCCAGCACAGUGCCAGAAGGGGACCAGGCCCAGGCGCCACAAAGUCCAAGUCCCAAUCAACUCCAAUCCAUGCAGCCCGAAGUAGAAGCUCCCGCACACGUUCUUGGCAGUCCAAGUACUGCGGCCUCGUCUGCUGGCAAUCCAAGCCCAGCCCCAACAUCACCAGCUGGCGUGCGCCAUCGUGGAAAGAAGGGGCGGCGCAAGUAG